Molecule: messenger RNA, 1891 nt
Organism: Macadamia integrifolia
Lineage: Eukaryota; Viridiplantae; Streptophyta; Magnoliopsida; Proteales; Proteaceae
Product: probable transcription factor At3g04930
Exons: 1
Coding region: 398-1732 (444 amino acids)
Biological process (GO): regulation of DNA-templated transcription
Cellular component (GO): nucleus
Source: RefSeq, a predicted model, not a curated record
AAACGCCCCUAAAAGUUUUGUUUGUUUGAGGUAAAAAAGGUUGUUACCUCGUGAGUCGUGUACCGUUCGCGGUUGAUGUUUCUAGCUCCGCCUCAGGUUCAGCCACAAGUACAAGCCCUAACCGAAAUCGAGAGAGGUUUCACACUUUGGCUGAUUGAUUCUUCACUUCUUGGUCCUCUUUAUUCGUAUUUUCUCAAGUAAUUCUGAAUUUCUUCGUCCUCUUUACUCGUAUAUUCUCAAGUAAUUCUGAAUUUUCUCUAUUUUGGGCUAGAGGACCUUUUCCCCUUUAUUUUGCUCUGCAACAAGAACGCAAACACGACGAAGUGAAUUUUGUUCAACAGUAGCGCAAACAAACCUCCGCCCCCUCCCAAACCUUUCCUAUAAAUCAGAGAAACAAAUGUCUCCCAACGACGAAGAACGAGCCAUCUGCGGCGGCGGUGGAGGAGGGGAAGAAGUUGCCGAUGAAGACAGCGAACAAGAUGGAGACAUGGAUGAAGAUGAAGAGGAGUUAGAAGUUGAUUUGACGGUCCAACCUCCCGAAGACGAUGAUGAAGACGAGGAGGAGGAGGAUAUUAUCUCCGCUUCUCCUUCAACGUCUACCUCAUCCGAAGACAACCCCAACAAGGAUUCUUCCACUAACGCCGCCCAAGAGAACCCUACCAUUACCACCACCACCACCGCCGCCGCCGCCGCUGUCUCCUCCUCGGCGAUCCCUCCCUCCGCCACUGCCCCCAAUGGCACCUCUGCCGAAACGGCACCACCAGCCACCGGCUCAUCACCCGAUCACGAGCAUCAGCGGACCUCCGAUAUACCCCCAGCAGCCCCUGCCGCAGCCGCCGCAGAAGAAAAGAAACCCCCGGCCUUGGACGACUCCCGUCGUCUAUUUCAACGCCUGUGGACCGACGAAGAUGAGAUCGGACUGUUGCAGGGUUUCCUCGAGUACACGAUGCAGCGAGGAUCCAACAAUUCUUCCCACCAUCAUGACACGGCCCCUUUUUACGACCAGAUCAAGACUCGAUUGCAGCUAGAUUUCAACAAGAACCAGCUCGUCGAGAAGCUCCGUAGGCUGAAAAAGAAGUACCGCAACGUCCUCAGUCGGAUCAGCUCCGGCAAAGAAUUUUCCUUUAAGAGUCCUCACGAUCAAGCCACCUUCGAGAUCUCUCGCAAGAUUUGGAGCGGCACCGGCAGCACUGUCGCAGUAGGAGUCGAAGAGGCUGUAUCGGAAGACGACGAAGGCAAUCCAAAUCCUGCGAGCCACAAUACCACCCACACCAACUGUAACGAGAACUUUCACAAUAGCAAUUAUUCCAGCGUCGAUGCUAAUAAUUCUGACAAGAAGAUGUCGAGGUCCCGGAAGCGGUCUCGAAAGGGAGCAGCGGAGGAUAACUUAUCGAAUUAUCCCCUUCAGACCACUUCAUCCAAUUCCAUCCCGAAUGUUAUCGAAGAUACGGUAAGGAGUUGCCUUUCGCCUCUGUUUAAGGAGCUACUCCAUUGCGCGAUGGGAGGGCCUUGCAGCGCUGGAGGAGGAGGAGGAUAUGGUGGACUGGCCCUGAAUCCCCUUCCACUGAGCUUUGGGCCCAAAAAUUCCUUGAAUUUCCUUGGCGGGGAGGUGGUUGAUGAGAAAUGGAGGAAGCAGCAGAUUUUGGAAUUGGAGGUGUACUCGAAAAGGAUAGAACUAGUACAAGAUCAGAUAAAGUCUGCGUUAGAGGAGCUGAGGUCGAUGGGGGAUUGAUGCGGGCCGGCUACCACUUACAAGAUCAGUAAGUGUUUUCGAUGUUUCCAUUUGAUUAUCGUAGAGAUUAGCUGCAGUUUGGAUGUGUUGGUGUAAUGAUCUAUCUAGGUCGCAGUUGUUAAAAUAAGAGAAUUAAGAAAAGUAAUUGUUUUCCCCGUA